AACAAUUGCACUGCCACAAUUGAAAUUUGUAUCUGAUGAGGGCGGUAGUAAACUGACCACAUCUAUGCUUAAUAAACCAUGUCAUUUAUAAUUUAGUACUAAACUUUGAACUUAUUUUCGAUUUUUCACGUUUUGAGUACGCCUUGAGUUGAUCAGUACGAUUAGUAAGUUUUUCGUAUAGAAAUGCUGAUGGGUGUGGGCAGGAAAAAUUAGUAUGCGACUGAUUUAAACAGUUGGUCAACAGAGUUCAGUUCACCGAGCACGCUACAUCACGAUGCGGUUCUUUCUGUUUCUCGUUGUUGUGCUGGCUUGUGUUGCCCUCACUACAGGCAAAAAGGAUAAGUCCAAAUCAAAAUGCAAGAAGUUGGAGAAAAAGAUCAAUAAGUGUUUCAAGAAAGGCUUCUCUCCAAAAUCUCUCGAAGGUUGCAAAAUAGAAGAUAAAAAAAUUAAGAAAAGACCCGCUAAGAAAUGCGAAGCACUGGAAGAUCAGGUCAUCGCUGCAGGUUGCAGCAUUAAAGCAUGUAAAGAACCUGAACCUGAACCUGAACCUGAACCUGAACCUGAACCUGAACCUGAACCUGAACCUGAACCUGAACCUGAACCUGAACCUGAACCUGAACCUGAACCUGAACCUGAACCUGAACCUGAACCUGAACCUGAACCAACUGGUCCAACUUGGUGCCAACACGAGAACAGUUUCCUGUACAGCUAUGCUGGAGCAUCCUACAACAGUCUAGAAGAUGCUAAAAAUGCUUGUUUGGAGAACGCCAAAUGUAAUGGAAUCACUCAGGAGCCUUACUACAGUAACCGAUAUACACAACGAGUUGGACCUGAAAUACACGACUGGAGCCCUACCGGUGAAACUUCUUGGACAGUCUGUGAUGAACCAGAACCUGAACCAGAACCUGAACCUGAACCAGAACCUGAACCAACUGGUCCAACUUGGUGCCAACACGAGAACAGUUUCCUGUACAGCUAUGCUGGAGCAUCCUACAACAGUCUAGAAGAUGCUAAAAAUGCUUGUUUGGAGAACGCCAAAUGUAAUGGAAUCACUCAGGAGCCUUACAACAGUAACCGAUAUACACAACGAGUUGGACCUGAAAUACACGACUGGAGCCCUACCGGUGAAACUUCUUGGACAGUCUGUGAUGAACCAGAACCUGAACCAGAACCUGUACCUGAACCAGAACCUGAACCAACUGGUCCAACUUGGUGCCAACACGAGAACAGUUUCCUGUACAGCUAUGCUGGAGCAUCCUACAACAGUCUAGAAGAUGCUAAAAAUGCUUGUUUGGAGAACGCCAAAUGUAAUGGAAUCACUCAGGAGCCUUACAACAGUAACCGAUAUACACAACGAGUUGGACCUGAAAUACACGACUGGAGCCCAACCGGUGAAACUUCUUGGACAGUCUGUUAAAAUAUUAUUGAAUAUUUCAACGUUAAGAAGCAUGAGAACACCUAAAUAUGUUAAGACUUUAUUAUGAUAUAGGUGGAAGAAUUUAACUUUCAAAGAUUAAAAUACAGUUUAGAAAAUUUUUGCAUGACACAAAAAUAAACUGAUUACUGACAUUAUUUUAUCUUAAUAUUUGCAAAUUCGAUCAAGCAGCAAA
Molecule: messenger RNA, 1610 nt
Organism: Bolinopsis microptera
Lineage: Eukaryota; Metazoa; Ctenophora; Tentaculata; Lobata; Bolinopsidae
Exons: 5
Coding region: 275-1417 (380 amino acids)
Source: RefSeq, a predicted model, not a curated record